CAGGGCGCUGGAGAGCCACCGGGGUGCGGGCGGCCCGCCCGCGGGCUCCGCUGGCGGCGCUGCCUCCGGAGGAGGAGGCCGCCAGGGCGUCUUCCGGGUGCCCGCCGGCGCCAUCCUCGCAGCGCCGCUGGAGGCGGUCGGGCCCGCCCUGUCCAGGCUGCAGUUCCGGCCGGCCGCCACAGGCGGCGCCGCCUUCGAGUGGGGCGACGCGGUCACCCUCGCGGACCUCCAGCGGGGCGGCGACGGCAAGAUGUGCUUCGCGGGGCCCGCGGGCCAGAGCCCCGAGCUCCCGGGGAGCUACCUGCACCUGUCGCUGCGCACCUUCGGCACGAAGCUGCAGGGCUGCGAGGUUCGCAUCGAGGCCCCGUUCAGCGUGGCCAAUGGUUGCCCUUGCGAGGUGCUGUGCUCGCUGGGAUUCUGGGAUCACCCGCGCCACCUGGGCUCCGAGACGGACGCUGCCGAUGCUGGGUCGGACAUCGUGAUUGCCGACGGCUG
Molecule: messenger RNA, 495 nt
Organism: Prorocentrum cordatum
Lineage: Eukaryota; Dinophyceae; Prorocentrales; Prorocentraceae
Source: the annotation of a GenBank genome assembly